GGCUUCGCGACGGGCUUUGGCGGUACGAACUAUUACGAUUACCCAUCGGUCAUAGUGAGAGGUAUAUACUAAUGGAUAAUUUCUACGUAGGCCCGCCAGCUUGUUGGAUCGUUCACAAACACUUCGAGCGGUUUCUGAUCGGUGCCGACCCUAGAAAUACCAACCUGCUAUUCGAACAGAUGUACCGAGCCUCUAUGUUUUACGGCCGCAAAGGACUACCGAUAGCUAUCAUCUCUGUUAUCGACCUCGCCCUUUGGGACUUGCUCGGCAAGUUGAGGAACGAACCGGUAUAUAGGCUCAUCGGCGGCGCGGCGCGGGAGCGGAUAGACUUUUACUGUACGGGACCAGAGCCGACUGCCGCGAAGGCGAUGGGUUUCUGGGGAGCUAAAGUUCCGCUUCCGUUCUGCCCGGCCGACGGUCACGAGGGUCUGAGGAAGAACAUAGAGUUCCUCCGCAAGCAUCGCGAGAGCGUGGGACCGGACUUCCCCAUAAUGGUCGACUGCUACAUGAGCUUGAAUGUGUCGUACACAAUCGAGAUCGCUAAGAAGUGUGAAGACUUGAACAUCAACUGGUGGGAGGAAUGCUUGUCCCCCGACGAUACCGACGGCUUCGAGCAGAUCAAGAGGGCGCAUCCUACGCUCAAGUUCACGACGGGAGAACACGAGUACUCGAGGUACGGAUUCCGCAAGCUGAUCGAGGGGCGCAAUCUCGACAUCAUCCAACCAGACGUCAUGUGGCUUGGCGGCAUGACGGAGCUUCUCAAGGUCUCUGCUAUGGCUGCCGCCUACGAUAUUCCUGUCGUGCCUCACGCGAGCGGACCUUAUAGCUACCACUUCGUCAUCUCUCAACCCAAUACUCCCUUCCAAGAGUAUCUAGCCAACUCCCCCGACGGAAAGAGUGUUUUACCGGUCUUCGGCGACCUCUUCCUCGACGAACCUAUUCCGACCAAAGGUUUCCUGACCGCGGCCGACCUCGAUAAGCCUGGCUUUGGCCUUACCUUGAACCCCACCGCUAGAUCGAAGCUGAUUCCGUCGGACUAUCUAUUAAGUCCGCCGCCGGCGAGCAUAUUGCAGACCGCGACAGGGCUGCCCGACUCGACACCUGCCCAGACCGCGGAGGCGGAACCUACCGAGAAGACAAACUAGCCUCGUAGAUCAUCUUACGGGGGGCGUAAAGAACGUGGCUACGAGCGCCUAGAAAAGAAAAGGCACGAAUUCGAACGACGAGAAUACCUAUAUUCAUGCCUGUACUCAUAUCAUCCUUACCCAUACGUACUCGAGUGGAUGCUGGGCGCAGGAAAACACUAGAGAUAGGAGGGUGAGGGAAGCAUGAAAUGAAAUACCGGCAGUUGGACAUGUGCUAAAAAUCCGGUGAAUACUGCCGAUAUUGGAACGGAAUCCUACGGAGGGUUAUCCGCCUAAUGUAGUAAUGGCCGACUUGCAUGUAAUGGUUGCUGGGUCGGGACUUGCGCGUUAGGAAGGUAUCUUGGAUCUCGGAGAUAGGAGCGUUCGCGUUCAAUACACGCCGUAUACAGAUUAGUUGGUAUGAAUUAUACUUGCUAGUUAUACUUGC
Molecule: messenger RNA, 1572 nt
Organism: Daldinia decipiens
Lineage: Eukaryota; Fungi; Ascomycota; Sordariomycetes; Xylariales; Hypoxylaceae
Product: L-Rhamnonate dehydratase
Exons: 1
Coding region: 72-1145 (357 amino acids)
Biological process (GO): carbohydrate catabolic process
Molecular function (GO): L-rhamnonate dehydratase activity; magnesium ion binding
Source: RefSeq, a predicted model, not a curated record